AUGGACACGAUUUUAGCAUAUACCGAAAGUAACCGUUCGACCCGAAACAUGAUUCCGAAUGGCAAGGCAGACAAUACAAGGCGACAGACAAAGACAUCCCCAAACGCAGGUGCUUUAUCUAGUUCGCAAGGUCUUGGACGCACAGAUUUCUUUUCUGAAAAUUUCUCGGAGACUUCGAUUCCUGAUCUCUAUUGGGAUGAUUUGGCCGAUGUACCCGUAUCGGAAGAUCCUAUGGCUCUUUUUAACUGGCACCAAUGGGGCGACACUGUCGAUGAACCAAUUUCUGCACCUUCCCCGAGCUUUGAGCUGUUGGGGAGUACCAAAGGGCACGAGGGCACCAAAGGGCACGAGGAUACUCGCUGCGAGGGCUUAGACACAGAUCCACAUCUUCAUGAUGAUACGCACUACUAUUGCAGUGCGAACAAUCUUUCAGGAGGUUGUAUUGUGUCAGCCUCGGCUGCUAUUACCGAGAAAACACCAUAUUUCGACCAUGUUCGCUCGUCUCUCUACUGUUGGGUACUAGAAAGCAUGAAAAAGUCUCAUGAGAAUGAAAACACUCGCAUUAUAGAAGCAUUGCAAGGGCUUCUGGCAGCGAACUCUCUAACAACCAACAACUGUUCUUCCAAAGAAUUGGACAUAAUAUCUGUUCUUACCGAUCUACGUUCUGAGCGUUCUUUUGGCAAAGAGCUUUUCCACAAGCGCAUCGAAGCUUGCUUUGCAGAACUGGAUAGCAAUAUUGGAAUCUUCCUAGACUUGGCAACCGUGGAUGCAUUAGUCGACCAGGUUCUUUUUUACCCUUUAGUCAGCAAUCCGACCUGUAUUGCUUUGUUUUUCUCAGUACUGGCUAUUGGCUCCCGGCGUCUGGAUCUCAGUCAUGGUACGGGCACAAUAAAAGGAGCAACUAUAGGCUUCUUCAGGAUAGCUCUACGCAUGAGACCUCAUCCAUAUGAUGAGACUAGUCUCUUGACAUUACAGACUUACUUCUCGUAUACCAUCGGUGCCAAUUCCACGUCUAGCUUGAUGGCUGACGCUACUUCGGGCCUCCAGACCCUUCGCCUACAUAGCUGUAGCGCGAUCGACAAGUUGUCUUCUGACUGCUUGGAACAAGCAAGAAUCAAGAGAGUCUUCUGGGCUAUCUACUCGAUGGAAAAGCCUUACUGCCUACAAGAAGGAUUGUUACCAUUGAUACACAGUGAAUAUGCGGACCACAAUAUUUCUGCAUCCCAGGGCUCUCCUUGUAAAGGGGACUGGCUCAAUGUAAACAUUCGUUACGCGGAGAUUUGCUCAGCGAUUCUACAACAACUCCACACCCAACGGCAAAGCAGGAAAAACUACUCGUGCUGCUUUAGAGGAGUAGAUUGCGAACACAACUCAGCCUCUGCCGUAAGCCGGCUUGAGGCGACACUCACGACGUGGAAAAAUGACUUUUUCUUCGAUUUUAGACUUGACAACUUAUCGGCGCUUCCAUGCGAUGAGAGGCGCCACAGGCUAACAUAUAUCAGCAAAUAUCAUUUUGCCGUCGUUGCCAUUCAUUCAUUACCAGAAACAGAAAACACAGACAUGAGUAAAGAAAGACGUUGCAAAUCAGCGCGCGAAAUAUUGAACAUGAGCGCACACAUAUCCUGGGCCGAUCUUUGUGACAACUGGUCACUUUGCUCCGUUACAUCUUUAGCGACUUGUAUUCUCGUAGCAGGAACAAUUGAAAAAGCUUCCGUUGUAAAGGCACAGAGAAACAUAGCAGCGACCACCGGCAUUAGAAGCAACGAGCAUUCUUACAAGAGCGGUAUUGAAACAGACAUAUCAUACAUAGUCCAGGCUGGUGUUACACGGGGUUUGGUGCUUAUACUCAGACUUGGGAACAAUCAAUUUGAUCGGCCGAUUGAUUCGCGAACGCCCAUCAAUGAUUAG
Molecule: messenger RNA, 1908 nt
Organism: Bipolaris zeicola 26-R-13
Lineage: Eukaryota; Fungi; Ascomycota; Dothideomycetes; Pleosporales; Pleosporaceae
Exons: 9
Coding region: 1-1908 (635 amino acids)
Biological process (GO): DNA-templated transcription
Molecular function (GO): DNA binding; zinc ion binding
Source: RefSeq, a predicted model, not a curated record